Molecule: messenger RNA, 2229 nt
Organism: Amaranthus tricolor (Joseph's coat)
Lineage: Eukaryota; Viridiplantae; Streptophyta; Magnoliopsida; Caryophyllales; Amaranthaceae
Product: meiotic recombination protein SPO11-2
Exons: 13
Coding region: 59-1204 (381 amino acids)
Biological process (GO): meiotic DNA double-strand break processing; reciprocal meiotic recombination; meiotic DNA double-strand break formation
Cellular component (GO): nuclear chromosome
Molecular function (GO): DNA topoisomerase type II (double strand cut, ATP-hydrolyzing) activity; DNA binding; ATP binding
Source: RefSeq, a predicted model, not a curated record
CUUCACUUUUCAAAUCUUGGCGCCAAGUAUUAGUAACAGAAAUCGCAAGCCGUUGAUCAUGGAGCUCUUUCAAUCCUCUCUACUAUUCUCCCAUCAACAACUUUCUUAUGCCGACAUUCUUUCUCCUUCUCAGGUACGAGCUAGAAUCGAAGUAGCAGUGUUAAAUUUUCUCAAAGUAUUGAACUCUACGAAACCAGAAAUCUCCGAUCUUCCAUUGACGAAUCGAAAUUUGAAGAACACGAAUGUUUAUAGAGGUUUAAUGAGUGAUGAUAAUUCACACAUUUUUCUCUCUCAUUCAUUCUCUAAACGGUCGUUGACGCGAGAACAUGCUUCCAAAUCGUUUGUUAGAGUGUGGAAAGUAAUGGAAAUGUGUUAUCAGAUUCUGGUGGAGGAGAAGAGAGUUACGCAACGAGAACUGUUUUAUAAGCUGCUUUGUAGUUCAUCUGAAUUCUUUAGCUCUCAAAUUCAGGUUAAUAGAACUAUUCAAGAUGUGGUUGCAUUGCUUCAUUGCAGCAGAUAUAGUCUUGGGGUCAUGGCUUCGACAAGGGGGCUCAUUGCUGGCCGGCUACUGCUACAGGAGCCAAAUAAAGAGGUUGUGGACUGUUCACUUUGUGGGUCUUCAGGACAUCCUAUCUCGAGCGACAUAAGCAUGCUGGAGUCACUCACAAUGAAAACAGAUGCACGAUACAUUAUUGUUAUAGAGAAGCAUGCUAUAUUCCAACGAUUGGUCGAAGAUUGCUUCUUUAACCAAGUACCAAGCAUUCUUAUCACAGCCAAAGGUUACCCAGAUUUAGCUACAAGGUUUCUUCUUCAUAAGUUGACCAAAGCUUUUCCUAAUUUGCCUGUUUUGGCUCUGGUUGAUUGGAAUCCUGCUGGUUUAGGUAUUCUGUGUACCUUCAAGUAUGGAAGCAUUGGGAUGGGACUGGAGGCAUACAGAUAUGCUUGUAAUGUGAGAUGGUUAGGAGUAAGAGGAGAUGAUCUCCAGCUAAUACCAGAGGAAUCUAUGGUCCCAUUGAAGCCAAAGGACAGGCAGAUUGCUAAAAGCCUCACAUCUUUGGAGAUACUUCCGAGUGAGUACCAGGAGGAAUUAUCAUUGAUGAUCCAAAGCGGUCAUAGAGCAGAAAUUGAAGCUCUCUAUUAUCGUGGAUAUGACUUCCUUGGAAAAUAUUUGGCAAAGAAAAUAGUCCAGGCCAAUUACAUAUAGAAGAUGAACAUGGGUGAUGUAUACUCGUAUUUCCGAAGCUAGAACUGGUAUAGGAUGCACUGGUGUUGUAAUGUUCUUCCACGGUGUUCAUGUACUCUUCCAUGUCCUCUCCUCUCAUGUCGCCCUUCGCUCUCUCAGUUUUCUGGGAUUUGUGGGAUGGUAAAUUCAAGAUCAGAGAAGAUGAAACUUAUAAGAAGGCAAAGCCAAAGCAGUAGUGUUGUACACAAUCAUGAAUCAUUUGUAUCUUUACUAGAUUAAUUCUUAAUUAAUUGGAUUAAUAAAUUAAUCGAAAAUAGGCCAAUUUUCUUAUUGAAAAAAGGCAAAAAGCUAUAGAAGUGCUCGUUAUUCAUACUUCUGCACAAUUUUAGCCUUUUCAUUCUUUUAAUUACAUUUUAAUAACAUUUUAUAUAUAUUUUGUUAUCAUGCCAAAACUUCUGGAUUUUACGAGGAAUCUGGAUACCCAGUAUUGAAAAUUUUGUGCUGUACAGAAUAUUUAUUUUGUACUUUAUUUUAAUAAAUAUAUUUAUUUUAUUAAUAAACUUAUAUAUAUUUUUUUUCAUUAAUUUUUUCAUAUACGGAAAAAAAAAAGGCUUUGUGCAGUUAAUCACCUUGCACACCCUCAGACCCCUCUAAGGAUAGCCUUUCAUCAUCAAAUUACUUAUUAGUUUGGAUAAUCUAAUUCUUGAGUCGUAAAACCUCUCAGAAAAUGAUCGAUUCUUUGACUCUUCGUACAUAAUAAAUGAGUUUUUACUGUUGAAUUGAUCUCUAGAAUGUACUCUGUUUCGCAAACCAUCUUUUUCAUGGUUGGUCCAAAUUACAAAAGUUAAACAGCUGUUGCUUUUAAAUAUGGCGAUUAUCCACCCUCAUUCUUAAACCCUUUACCUAUUUUCUUAAACAUCAGUUGGUUCACAAAUUAUUGUGAGACCGCCUUUUUGGACCGGCCUAUAAAAAAAAAUAUAGAAUAAGAAUAGUCAUCAAACUUUAAUGAAUUGGGCCAUGUCUCUCAGGAAAAUGACUACGGUUGG